Molecule: messenger RNA, 4101 nt
Organism: Aspergillus heteromorphus CBS 117.55
Lineage: Eukaryota; Fungi; Ascomycota; Eurotiomycetes; Eurotiales; Aspergillaceae
Product: 5-oxoprolinase
Exons: 2
Coding region: 62-3904 (1280 amino acids)
Biological process (GO): glutathione metabolic process
Cellular component (GO): cytosol
Molecular function (GO): 5-oxoprolinase (ATP-hydrolyzing) activity
Source: RefSeq, a predicted model, not a curated record
CAUCCCCCUCCCAUUCCUCCCCUCCACGCGCAUUCUCUCGACCCAAUCCCCCCUUAUCACAAUGCCCGGGUCAGAGAAAAUCACCAUCUCCAUUGACCGCGGGGGCACCUUCACUGACGUCCACGCCAUCGUCCCCGGUCUUCCUGACAUCAUCCUCAAGCUUCUUUCCGUCGACCCCGGCCACUACCAGGAUGCCCCCACCGAGGGUAUUCGCCAGAUUCUCGAGCUCGUCACAGGCGAGUCACAUCCCCGUGGUAAGCCGCUGAAGCUCGAUCGGAUUGGCAGUCUGCGUAUGGGAACGACAGUAGCGACGAAUGCUCUGCUCGAGCGGAAGGGCGCCCGCUCGGUUCUCCUCACCACCAAGGGGUUCCGCGAUCUGCUUAAGAUUGGCGAUCAGUCCCGCCCGAAUAUUUUCGAUCUGUCGAUGGCAAGGCCCGGAGUUUUGCCGGAGCAGGUUGUGGAAGUUAAUGAGCGUGUCGUGCCGUGUCAUCCUCUAGCGGACAAGGAUUGCUUCACCGAGGCGCGGAUCGUGGAGGGCACAACGGGGGAGAAGUUCCGGGUGGUAAAAGAGUUGGACGUUGAGGAACUUCGCCCCGUGCUGCAGCGGUUGAAGGAGCAGGGAUAUCAGUCACUGUCUGUUGCGCUGGUCCAUUCGUUUGCGUAUCCCGAGCAUGAACGCCAGAUCGGAGAACUGGCUCAGAGUAUGGGGUUCUCCGUGACGUUGUCUUCGAAGCUUCAGCCCAUGAUCAAGGUCGUUCCUCGCGGCAUGUCUGCCGCUGCGGAUGCGUACCUCACGCCUGUUAUCAAAACAUACAUCGACUCGAUCUCGGAUAGCUUCGAGGGCGGUCUGGAGAAGCAGCACGAGUGCCGGUUCGAGUUCAUGCAGUCCGACGGUGGACUGGUCGACUUUCGCAGAUUCAGCGGGCUGAAGGCGAUUUUGUCUGGACCAGCUGCCGGUGUGGUCGGCUUUGCUGCCACUAGCUGGGAUCCCACCGAGAAGACUCCGGUGAUCGGAUUCGACAUGGGUGGUACUUCGACCGAUGUGUCGCGCUUUGACGGCCACCUUGAGCACGUGUUUGGGUCGAAGGUUGCCGGUGUGCUCAUUCAGUCCCCUCAGCUCGAUAUCAAUACUGUGGCUGCUGGUGGUGGUUCAAUCCUGUCCUGGCGCAACGGCUUGUUCUAUGUCGGACCCGAGUCUGCAUCCGCUCAUCCGGGCCCAGCUUGCUACCGGAAGGGUGGUCCUUUGACGGUCACCGAUGCGAACUUGUUCCUUGGCCGGCUACUGCCGCAGUACUUCCCCCACAUCUUCGGACCGAAUGAGGACCAGCCGCUUGAUCUUGAGGUCACGACGAAUUUGUUCAACGAGUUAACCCAGAAGAUCAACACGGAGAGGAAAGAGAAGGGACAGUCGAAAUUCACUGCUGAGGAGGUUGCGCUCGGGUUCUUGAAGGUUGCCGACGAGUCGAUGGCUCGCCCCAUUCGAAACCUCACCGAAGCUCGUGGCUUUGAAACUGCUUCUCAUCACUUGGCUUGCUUUGGUGGCGCUGGAGGUCAGCAUGCGUGCACCGUCGCAGCCUCCCUUGGAAUCUCCCGCAUCAUCAUUCACAAGUUUUCCUCUGUCCUCUCGGCCUACGGUCUGGCACUGGCUGAGGUCGUCAAGGAAUCGCAGGAGCCGGUCUCCACCGAUUACUCGACCUCUCACUCAACCCUUGAGAAGCGCUUCGACGGCUUGAAGGAGGCGGCGACCGAUGACAUGAAGACCCAGGGCUUCGCUGCUGACCAGGUCCGGCACGAACUGUACCUCAACCUUCGCUACGAGGGCUCGGAUACCAGCCUCAUGAUCCUGAAGCCCGAGGAUGACUCCGACUUCUUGGAGGAAUUCCGCGCCAGGCACCGCAGAGAGUUCGGGUUCAACUCGGACAGACCGGUACUAGUGGAUGACAUUCGUGUGCGAACUAUCGCCAGUUCGAAGGUGCGGGAGGAAAAGAGCCCUCUAGUGCAACUGAGAGAGGCUACCCUCAAAGAUGUGACCAACGGACCGGACGACACCUCCAAGGCUUACUUCGACGGCUACUCGGAACGGAUCGACACCCCCGUCUACCCCCUCAACAAGCUCGACAAGAACACCCGCAUCCAUGGUCCUGCUGUCAUCAUCGACGAGACGCAAACAGUCGUUGUGGCGCCCAAUGCCGUGGCCAGUAUCCUGGAGACUUGCAUUGUCAUCGACCUGAAGGAACUGCCCGGAGACUCUGCAGUCGAGGCGGCGUCAUCGGGAAUUGACCCCAUUCGACUCACCAUCUUCGGUCAUCGCUUCAUGUCAAUUGCCGAGCAGAUGGGCCGCACGCUACAGAAAACAUCGGUGUCGACCAAUAUCAAGGAGCGACUGGACUUCUCUUGCGCCUUGUUCUCUCCCGACGGCGGCCUUGUCGCCAACGCUCCUCACGUUCCGGUACAUCUCGGAUCCAUGCAGUUUGCUGUUCGCUACCAGCACCAGAAAUGGCUUGGUAACCUGAAGGACGGCGACGUGUUGGUUGCCAACCAUCCCAGCUGCGGUGGAACGCACUUGCCUGAUAUCACUGUAAUAACACCUGUUUUUGACAGGCCGGGCGGCACUGAAAUCAUGUUCUACGUUGCCUCCCGCGGUCAUCACGCCGACAUUGGUGGCAUACUUCCCGGAUCGAUGCCCCCCAAGUCCACAGAGCUUUGGCAGGAGGGCGCCGCGAUCGAGGGCGACAAGAUCGUCACCAAUGGCAUCUUUGACGAGGAGCGCAUGAUGGAGCUGUUGGUCCACAAACCCGCCCAGUACCCCGGCUGCUCGGGAGCGCGAUGCGUCAGCGACAACCUCUCCGACCUGAAGGCGCAGAUCGCCGCCAACACCCGGGGGAUUACCCUGAUCCAAGCCCUCUUCGCAGAAUACGGCGUCGAGACGGUGCAGAAGUACAUGUACGCGAUCCAAGUCACCGCCGAGACAGCGGUGCGCAACCUCCUCAAGGACCUCCACAAGAAGUUCGGCGGCCAGCCGUUGGAGGCGGUCGACUACAUGGACGACGGCACCCCCAUCAAGCUGAAAGUCACCAUCAACGGAGACGACGGUUCCGCCACCUUCGACUUUGCCGGCACCGGCCCGGAAGUGUACGGAGGCUGGAACGCGCCGAUCGCGAUCACCCACUCCGCCAUCAUCUACUGUCUUCGCUGCAUGAUCAACGCCGACAUGCCUCUCAACCAAGGCUGCCUCGCCCCCAUCAACAUCGAAGUCCCCUCCCCGAGCAUCCUAUCACCCACCAAAUCCGCCGCCGUCGUCGGCGGAAACGUGGUAACCUCCCAACGAAUCACCGACGUCGUCCUCAAGGCCUUCCGCGCCUGCGCUGCCUCCCAAGGCUGCUGCAACAACCUGACCUUCGGCACCAACUCCAAGACCGACCCCGAAACAGGCAAGACAAUCCCCGGCUUCGGAUACUACGAAACCAUCGCAGGAGGCAGCGGCGCCGGCCCGACCUGGAACGGCGAGUCCGGUAUCCACGUCCACAUGACCAACACGCGCAUCACCGACCCCGAGAUCCUGGAGAAGCGGUACCCAACUCUGCUGCGCCAGUUCACCCUUCGCGAGGGAUCUGGCGGCAAGGGCGACCACCCCGGCGGCGACGGCGUGGUCCGCGAUAUCGAGUUCCUGUCGCCCAUGGAGGUGUCCAUCCUCUCGGAGCGUCGGGUCUACCGCCCGUACGGACUCGAGGGCGGCGAGGACGCACAGCCGGGGUUGAACCUGUGGGUCACUAAAGAUGUCGACACGGGAGCGGAACGUGUCGUGAAUAUUGGUGGCAAGAACACGGUCUCGAUGAAGACGCACGAUCGCAUCGUUAUCAACACUGCUGGCGGUGGUGGUUGGGGUGCUGCUGCCUCUGCAUGAAUUAUGACCUGGCGUAUGGGGCUUGCGUAGGCAUGGAUAUAUGCGGCUAAUUUCAAGUAAUUUAACGGUUUUUACCGGAUUUUUCACACACUCUCAUCCGAUCUCAAUUAUCUUACUUUCCUGUCUAUCUACAUCGCUGUGAUCUACACCCAGUCCUGUAUACAGACUUGGCCUCCAUCUGAAUAGAUAUAUAUUGC